Molecule: messenger RNA, 1224 nt
Organism: Exophiala aquamarina CBS 119918
Lineage: Eukaryota; Fungi; Ascomycota; Eurotiomycetes; Chaetothyriales; Herpotrichiellaceae
Exons: 1
Coding region: 1-1224 (407 amino acids)
Molecular function (GO): 6-phosphogluconolactonase activity; protein binding
Source: RefSeq, a predicted model, not a curated record
AUGAAACCUACCAUCGCUGGAGCUUUGCUCCUCGCAGCUCUUCCAUCUCUGGUAGCAGCCAAUCACGCGCCCGCGGCACCGACAACUAUAUUCGUUGCUGGAUACGAUGGCUUUGUGCGCACCGUCCAAUUGACCGGCGAGGGGAGCUCCUCGAAGUUGACACUCCUCAACCAGACGGAUGGAUGCAAGACAAAUCCUUCGUGGCUCACAAUCGACAUCCACAACCACCGACUUUGGUGUCUAGAUGAAGGAUUCGUCGCUGGCUUCGGAACACUCAACCAAUUUGAUAUUGAAGACGGUGGGGUCCUGACGCCCGUGCAGCACCGGAACGUAUCAGCAAGUCCAGUCCACACCAAACUUUAUAACGGCGGCAAGAACAUUGCUCUGGCCCAGUUUGGUAACGCCGACGCCACUGGAAUUCGCGGCGGUUUAACCAUCCACAGCAUCAACGAUGAUGGUCAUCUGGGCGAGAUGGUCAAUCACACCUUCGAUGCUCUGGCCGCACCAGGACCGCGACCCGGCCAAGCGGUACCACGCGCCCACGGCGUCUACCCCGACCCGAAGGACAAGAAUCUCGUGGUUCUCGACUACGGCGCGGACCAGAUCCGGACUUUUAACCUCGUACCAGAUAACACUGGCUCCUUGAACGUGGGCAGUGUGAUCUCACUCCCGAAGGGCACGGGUCCACGUCACGCGGCAUUCUUCUCACACACGGCCACCUCACAGCUUUACCUGUUUGUGGUCUCUGAAUUCCUCAAUACCAUCACCACUUUCGCCGUCAACUACGACGCAAACGAUGCCAUCAUCCUCACGGGGCCCAGCCACGUCAUCGACACAUUCGGCGGGAAAGCAGACGCCGAGACACUCGUCAACGCCAAGGCAGCGGAAAUUCGCGUGUCGUACGAUAACCAAUUCCUGAUCGUGUCGAACCGCAACGACACUUCAUUCCCGGAGUCGGACUCGCUCGCCACCUUCCGCAUCAAGGACGACGGCAGCCUCGACUUCGUGCAGCUCGCCGCCGCCGGUGGCCUGUUCCCGCGCGCUUUCCAGGUGAAUCUCAAGGGCGAUCGUGUCCUGGUGGCAGCACAGACGGAUUCGAAGAUCGCCGUGCUCGACCGGAACCCACAGACUGGGAUCAUCGGCGAUGUCCUCGCCGAGCUGGCCAUCAACACUACCGUGGAUGGCGUGGCUGCCGGCCUUCCCGCCGCGAUUUGGAAUGAGUGA